AUGGGUUCAAUAACAGCAGGGCUGCAAAAGAUAAUAGAGAAGCAAAAAAAGAAAAUGGAGCUUCAAGAGAAGAGAUUGGAGGAAAGACACAAAAAAAUAGCCACAGCCAUGGCAAUGAACGAGGAAGCUCUGAAAGUGUCAAAAGAGGAAGACGAUCCAAAAAGAGGCAGAAGAAAGGCAGGAGCAGAAAAGCCGUUUAGAGGAUGCACAGAGGAAGAAGCAGAAAGCGAUUUGAUGAAAAUAUUCAGCGGAGUCAAGUCGGACAAGUACAUGCACAUUCUGCCAGAUGGAAGAACAAUGGUUGUGAUCAAGAAACAAGUCAUCACAGAAGGAGACAUCGUACGGAUAGAGAAAGGAGAUCUGUUUGAAGUGGGAGUGGUAAAGCAUCUGCACAAGGGAGCUCUGAUCUUGGAAAACAAAGAGAGAGAAAAGAAGUAUCCUCUAAGCAAGCUGCUGUCCUCCAGGUAUGUAAUAAUAACACAGUCAAAACAGUAG
Nematocida minor is the source of this 495-nucleotide messenger RNA. RefSeq lists its product as uncharacterized. NCBI's taxonomy places the organism in Eukaryota, Fungi, Microsporidia. The record is from RefSeq and is a predicted model, not a curated record. Bases 1 to 495 code for a protein of 164 amino acids. The transcript has a single exon.